Molecule: messenger RNA, 2248 nt
Organism: Dreissena polymorpha
Lineage: Eukaryota; Metazoa; Mollusca; Bivalvia; Myida; Dreissenidae
Exons: 1
Coding region: 213-1190 (325 amino acids)
Molecular function (GO): metal ion binding
Source: RefSeq, a predicted model, not a curated record
GCGGAAACGAAUGUUGUUUGCUGGUUUCUAUAGAUACGAUUACCGAUGUAACGUUAUGUACGGAAUGCUUCGGUAGAGUUCGUUAAAACAAUGAAAUUACGCAUUUCCGUACCACGUGAUAUUACGUCAUUCCGCCUUUUGCAAACUGCCUGUGCUUUUGUUCGGAUCGUCAACAAACUUAAUCUUAAUUAAAUCUCGAAUCAUCUAAAAUAAUGCCGCGUGGAACAAAGCGGAAAUUACCAAAAAAUGUGGAAGAGGUUGGAGAGGACGAUACCCGGCUCUUACAACCGGACCCAGGUAGAGGCUUUAUUGAUUUUGAGAAGAUAAUAAGGGCAUCUAAAAUCGUUCCUCCUAUUAAUUUAUGUAACGUUGAGGGGUGCGGUGUUAGCGGGGAAUCAACUCUAAGUUUCCCGGUAAUCGAAAAUACACAAGUUCAAUCUCUUGCUUCGGCUGUUAAUCAGGGUCGAAACAUGAUAAGUUGUCAGGAAUUAACGCGCUUAUCAAACGAUGACUUGGCUGCGCACGUGCCCGCCGCAUUGCAACAACAAAUUUCUAGAGGCGAAUAUGUAAAUUUGGCUUUACUGUUAAAAGGUGCCUUCGAAUUGUCCGCUUUUUGUAACGGUAGUGUUUUGCAACUUUCGGCAGAGGGCACUCUUGAACAGCGCCCUAAGGAGUGUAGGGAUAAAAUCUAUAACAUUGAACGGUGGUCGGACGCUUUCUUAAUUUAUGCAUCAAUCUACCUUAGCACGCGACCCGAUAAAGUGCAGGAGAUUUUGCAUUACAUGUGGACAAUUCGUGAGUGUGCGUCACGUCAGGGGGGAUUUGCAUGGCGAGAGUAUGAUGAACAGUUUCGUCUGCGCCAGGCCUUGCACCCUACGUCUUGGGCGUCAAUCAAUAAUGGUCUUUGGUGGCGAUGCGUGCAAACACGGGCCCCCGUGCGUCAGGGGACGCCAAAAGCUAAUAAUUUGUGUCACCACUUUAACGAGGGACACUGCAUGUGGCCCAAUUGUCGGUUUACACACGAAUGUUCGGAAUGCGGAUCUCGUCAUCCGGUCAAUAACUGUCCUUUGCGCCUCCGCCCUAUCCGCGUCGCGGGGGCGCCUCGUUUUCAAAGGGGACGGGGAUUUCAUCGAUUUCGACCACGGCCCCAAUGGCGCGGGAACAACCGUGGCACCCCAAAUAGGUUCUAAAUCAAACGCUAAUUUUCCCUGUAAUCAUAACCUACUUAAUCUCGCACCAUCGCCGGUGAAUAUCAAAAUAUUACGUGAAUAUUUAACAUCGUAUAAUUCUACAGAUCGAAAUGACCUUUUAAAUGGUUUUACAAAUGGGUUUUCAAUGCAUUAUAACGGACCCAGAGUCAGUAGAUUUAGUAAAAACUUAAAGUCUGCAAUCGCAAAUGCGGACAUAAUUCAGGAUAAGAUAAAUAAGGAGAUUUUGGCGGGGAGGUUGGCUGGGCCUUUCAGCGAAAAACCUUUUUCUAAUUUCAUGGUUUCCCCAGUUGGCCUGGUGCCAAAAAAGACACCAGGUGAAUUUAGGAUGAUUCAUCACCUUUCCUUUCCAGAGGGUAACUCGGUUAAUGACUUCAUUGAUAAAAAAUACUCAUCCGCUCAGUACACAAAUUUCGAUGAGGCGGUUCACAUGGUUCAAGAUUUAGGGCGACACUGUAAACUUUUCAAAAUGGAUCUUAAGAAUGCAUUUCGCCUACUCCCAGUUCGGCGAGAAGAUUUCGAAAUACUGGGCAUACAGUUUAAUGGCAUGUUUUAUGUGGAAAAAGCAUUACCAUUCGGAGCUUCAGUCAGUUGCAAAACAUUUGAACAGUUUUCCUCAUUCCUUGAAUUCUGUGUUAAGAGUAAAAUGUCAUCGGGCAAGCUUAUACACUAUUUAGACGAUUUUCUGGGUGGCGAUAAAUCUGAAGUAGGUUGCCGCAAGGUGAUGGAUUCGUUUAUCAAUUGCAUGCACGAGCUAAACGUGCCGUCAGCCACCGAGAAAACAGAAGGGCCCACGGAAAUAAUCGUGUUCUUAGGCUUAGAAUUAGAUUCGGCGGAACUAGUAGUCCGCAUUCCUAAAAUAAAAACUGUUGAGUUACAGGAAAAAAUUCACUCCAUCGUGCAGAAACAAAAAAUUAAUCUAAAGCAAAUGCAAUCGUUAAUAGGGUCUCUUAACUUCGUGUGCAGGGCAAUCCCAGUCGGCCGCCCGUUUUGCAGGAGAUUAAUUAACACCACCUGUGGCAUAACCAAAGCAUUCCACC